AUGGAAAAAAGACAACUAUAUUCAUCUCAAUCACAAUCUCAACCAUUAAAUAUAAUUACUAAUACAAUCAAUAGUAGACCAAGUUUAUUAAGAAAACCAGCAUCAUCAUCGUCACAAUCAAACGAUAGAAUUUCAUAUCCACCCUCAACAGAUUCAAAAUUCAUUCAACAACAAUACCACCAACCACUUUUAACGAAUACAGAUAUAAAAUUAGAAGAUAUUGAAAGUAGUAGUAGCAAUAAUAAUCCACUUAAAAAUAGCAUUAAUAAUGUUAGUAUGCAAAUAUCACAAUUAAAUUCAUCACAUCAUAGUAGAGCAUUAUUAAUGCAAAAAAGAAAUAAUCCAACAACUAAUAUUAGACCAACUGUUAAAAAGAAAUUAGACGAUACUCAUAAACCAUUAACUUCAAAUUUUAAAAAACCUAUAACUCCAAUUUCAAAAUUAAAUACAAAUAUGAAUAAUAAUAAUAUUAAUAAUAAAAAUAACAAUAUCAAUAUCAAUAGUAAUAAUAGUAGUAAUAGUAAUAAUAAUAUAUUAUCACCAGUACAAAAUAAUACAAUAUCACCAAAUAGUAAUUUAUUAAAUUCUUCGAUUAAAUUUGAAAAAUCAAAUUUCUUUUCAACAAUGUAUUCUUCUCCAACAACAAUAACAACAACAUCAACAACAUUGAAUAAUGAUAAUAAUAAUAAUAUAAGUAUUAGUAGUAGUUGCAGUAAUAAUAGUAGUUUUGAUUUACAACAACAACAUGCACUUCAUGAAAGAAUGAAUAAAAUCGAUCAAUUCACUCAAACUGUUAGAGGUAAUUUACAAUCUCAAUUCGAUAAUAUAAGUGAACAAUUAAAGCCACCAAGAUUAUCACUUUCAAUUCAAGAUAUUAAAACUAGAUUAGAUUUUGAAGAAAAAAAUAAAGAAGUUGAAAAAAUUAAAUUAGAAUUAAAAAAUGUUUUACAAUCAUUAAAAGAAAAAGAAAAAGAAUUAAUGGAGGCUCAUUAUAAGGUUAGUCAAGUUUCAGUUUUAAAGGAUAAUAUGGAGAGAGAUUUACAACAAUCCAAUCAAAUGAUAUUGGAUUUACAACAUGAGAUUAGAUCAUCAUCAUUGAAAGCCAUUCAAGUCGAUGAGAAAUUCAAUAAUAUGAAAGAUGUUACAAAGGAUCUUGAUGAUGAAAUAUUACGUUUGAAUCAGUUGGUGCGUGAAAGGGAUACCGAGAUUGAGUCAUUGAGGAAAGAGAAUAGGGAACUCUUGGAAAAGAGUAGAUCCGAUGAAAAAGUUCGUAGAAAAUUACAUAAUACAAUUCAAGAACUUAAAGGAAACAUUAGAGUUUUCUGUAGGAUUAGACCCGACUUCUCCUCAGGCCAGGGUGCAAACGGCUCAGUUUUCAAUAUACCAGCAGGUACUGAUAAUUUGGUUGAAGUGAAAUCACCAACCAUUGACUCUUUCAAUGGUGAAGCAUCGAUAAAGAAAUCAACGUUUACAUUUGAUCGUGUAUUUGGUCCUUCUUCAACUCAAGAGUUGGUGUUUGAAGAUAUUUCACAAUUGGUUCAAUCUUCAUUGGAUGGUUAUAAUACUUGCAUUUUUACAUAUGGUCAAACUGGUUCAGGUAAAACUCAUAGUAUUUUAGGUGACCUAAAAGUACCAUCACAACGUGGUAUGAUACCAAGAACUGUUGAAAAGAUUUUCUCAUCCAUUCAAGAUCUAACUGAAAAAGGUUGGACUUAUCAAAUUGAAUGUUUCUUUUUAGAGAUUUAUAAUGAAACUAUUAAUGAUCUUUUAAAUACUACUACCACUACUACUGGAGGUAACUCGAAAUCAAAUGAAAUAAAAUAUGAAAUUAAACAUAAUCCAGAUACAAAUGUAACCACUGUUACUAAUAUGACAGUUGUACCAGUUACACAUCCAUCUCAAGUCUAUGAAUUACUCAAUUUGGCAAAUAAAAAUAGAUCAGUUGCAAAAACACUUUGUAAUGAGAGAUCAUCACGUUCUCAUACGGUUUUCCAAUUGAAAUUAAUUGGUUAUAAUCAACAAUCAUCUGAACGUACUCAAGGUCUUUUGAAUCUUAUUGAUUUGGCUGGUUCAGAACGUGUUUCAAGAUCUGGUGUAGAAGGUAAACAACUCAAAGAAACUCAAGCAAUCAAUAAAAGUUUAUCAUCACUUGGUGAUGUAAUUUCAGCAUUGGCAAAUAAAGAACAACAUAUACCCUAUCGUAAUAGUAAACUCACUUUUCUCUUACAAAAUUCAAUUGGUGGUAAUUCAAAAACUUUAAUGUUUGUAAAUAUCUCUCCAGAAUUAAAAGAUUUACAAGAAUCAACAAGUAGUCUUCGUUUCGCUGCUAAAGUUAAUUCUUGUGAACUUGGUGCUGCUCGUAAACAAAAAAUUAUUUAA
This is a messenger RNA of Dictyostelium discoideum AX4, 2379 nucleotides long. RefSeq lists its product as hypothetical. The transcript has 2 exons. Gene Ontology annotation, molecular function: microtubule motor activity; microtubule binding; ATP binding. NCBI's taxonomy places the organism in Eukaryota, Evosea, Eumycetozoa, Dictyosteliales, Dictyosteliaceae. Gene Ontology annotation, cellular component: nucleus; spindle. The record is from RefSeq and is a predicted model, not a curated record. Gene Ontology annotation, biological process: microtubule-based movement. The coding region runs from base 1 to 2379 and encodes 792 amino acids.